This is a messenger RNA of Thamnophis elegans (Western terrestrial garter snake), 1628 nucleotides long. Its product is annotated as SLAM family member 5-like. Gene Ontology annotation, cellular component: external side of plasma membrane. Bases 250 to 1218 code for a protein of 322 amino acids. Gene Ontology annotation, biological process: T cell activation. The record is from RefSeq and is a predicted model, not a curated record. NCBI's taxonomy places the organism in Eukaryota, Metazoa, Chordata, Lepidosauria, Squamata, Natricidae. The transcript is spliced from 9 exons.
AGUUUCAAUUCCCCUCCCACAAAAGGGGAAGCCUCUUUACAGUGAUAACUGCGGACAACGAGAUACAUUUUGAAAAAGUUGGACAAAGUUUCUUUGAAAUGUGUCACAAGAUUGUUCUCCGACUCUGCUUCUCAGUGCUUUUCUUAAGAGCUGUUUCAAUUCCCCUCCCACAAAAGGGGAAGCCUCUUUACAGUGAUAACUGCGGACAACGAGAUACAUUUUGAAAAAGUUGGACAAAGUUUCUUUGAAAUGUGUCACAAGAUUGUUCUCCGACUCUGCUUCUCAGUGCUUUUCUUAAGAGCUGGAACGUCUGGAGCAGAAGAACUGAUUGGCAUUCUGGGGGAGUCUGUCACAUUCCAAGUGGAGACCUCUCCACCAUUUCAAACAAUUUCCUUGAAUAAAAUUGUCAACAGCAAUUCUAUAAAUGUUGCUUUGAUGACCUUCAAGGAGCUGUCAUGUCCCUUCUUGUUCCUCCGCCCAGACUUUCAAAAGCGACUGAACAUCUCCAGUGACUGCAGAAACUUACAUCUUGGCCCUCUAAAGAAAGAGGACACUGGCAGAUACAGUGUAGAAAUUAUUUUACCAACUAAAGAGACAGUGGUCGAGUCCUUUGAUCUGCGAGUUUUUAAACGUUUGGUGGACUCUGAGCUGAAAGUGACCUGCACUCCUGAGGGGACUGGAAACAGAACCUGGCAGCUGACUUGCUCUACAGGGACCUGGGAAGACAGAGUGAACAUCAGCUGGACCUCAUCUGCCCAGAGCACAGGUCCUACCCCUGGGAGUUCUGUGAUCCGGUUUGUCUCCCAGGAGCUCGAUGCAACAUGCAGAGCAGAAAACCCUGUUAGCCAGGCAUCCAGGACAGUCUCCUUAAAGGAAGUUUGUGCAGAAGAGAGACCUGGGAUGGAGCCCCCUAAAGUGAAUGAAGAUGGGACUAAGAACACAGGAUGGAUUGUGGGCGUGAUUGUACUUGUUAUCAUCAUUCUGCUUGUCAUUGUCGGUGUCCUUUGUGUGCGGAGGAGGAAAGCCGCCAAGGGAAGUGGACGUUCUACAACUAACACAGCUGCCAAGAAAGUGGACGUGUUACAACUAACUCAGGUGAUGGUACAAGUUCCUGAACAGGACAAGAGGGACUUUCUCUGCACCCCUCCUUCUUCCUCCAUCCCCAGGACUGGGAACAGCGUUGGGUUGCCCCAGAUAAAUAACAACAACAACUACUAGCCAAACUCAUAAUUGCUUUGCUUCUCCUGCUUUCAAGCAGUGCUUGGACCAUUCAUCCAUUAAGCUUAUUUCCACUAAACCAGGAGUGUCAAACCUGUGACGUCACAUGGUCAUCACAUGACGUAUCGUGACUAUUUUCCCCUUUGCUAAACCGGGGUUGGGCAUGGCCAGCGCAUGACACAUCCAGCUCGCAGGUUGCAAGUUUGAGACCCCUGCACUAAACACAAAGCCCUUCCUUCUUUUCUAUUUUUUCCUUCCUUCCUUCCUUUUCUCUUUUGCUUUCCUUCUUCCUCUUUCCCUCUCUUUUUCUGAACAAAAGGGAGAGUAGAUGAACUACUUACUAUAUAAGGCAGGGGUGUCAAACUCGAUUUCACUGAGGGCCGCAUCAGGGUUGUGUUUGAUCUCGGGGG